AUUCGAGCGGAGAAACGUGAAUUGCUUACGAGGUCGAAGACACGAUCUCGGCCGGCGGAUGGCGAGGAUUGUUCCCAUGGCGGCCACCUCCUCCAACUCGCACAUCCGACUCGCUGCGCUCCACUCGCCACUCUCCUCCAUCGCCGCCGCCGCCCGGGUCGCUCCCAGCUGUCUCAGCUCCGCCCCACGCCCUAUACAUCUGGAACAUUUGUUUGGAAUAACAACUUCUAGAUUGAUAAGAAAAGCAAAUUGUAUAAAAGCCAGUGUCUCCGGCAACACGACGCAAGCAAGCACUGUUGAUAAAGAAAGCGCUUUUGAGUGGGUGAAAACGGAUAAUCGGAGAAUGCUUCAUGUUGUUUAUCGUGUUGGUGACUUGGAAAGGACAAUAAAAUUCUACACAGAAUGCUUGGGAAUGAAGUUGUUGCGGAAACGUGACAUUCCUGAGGAGAAGUACACUAAUGCCUUCCUUGGAUAUGGACCCGAAGACUCACAUUUUGUUGUUGAACUUACUUACAACUAUGGAGUUGACAAGUACGAUAUUGGAACUGGUUUUGGACACUUUGGUGUUGCAGUUGAAGAUGUUGCCAAGACAGUGGAUCUUAUAAAAGCUAAAGGAGGAAAGGUAACCAGGGAACCUGGCCCUGUAAAAGGUGGCAGAAGUGUGAUUGCUUUUAUCGAAGAUCCUGAUGGUUAUAAGUUUGAGCUUUUGGAAAGGGGCCCAACACCAGAACCCUUGUGUCAAGUGAUGCUUCGUGUAGGAGAUCUUGAUCGUUCCAUAAAUUUCUAUGAGAAGGCAUUUGGUAUGGAGCUUCUUCGCAAAAGAGACAAUCCUGAAUAUAAGUACACUAUAGCGAUGAUGGGAUACGGUCCUGAAGAUACAAACACCGUUUUGGAGUUGACCUACAACUAUGGAGUUACAGAAUAUGACAAAGGGAAUGCCUUCGCACAGAUUGCAAUUGGCACGGAUGAUGUUUACAAGACAGCAGCGGCCAUAAAAUUGCAUGGAGGAACGAUCACCCGUGAACCAGGCCCCUUACCUGUCAUUAAUACUAAGAUAACUGCCUGCUUGGACCCAGAUGGUUGGAAAACUGUCUUUGUUGAUAAUGUAGAUUUUGUUAAAGAGCUGGAGUAUUAAGCCCUUGUUAUCGGACCUACAUCUCAAGGAGCAUCAGUUACUCGACGACAACGGCUGGCUGUCGUCUAACUAAUCUUGUAAAAGACCUACAUCAGAUCUCAGUUUGUAUAUAAAUUGUUUUGCCCACCAUGUUAAUGGAAGUACUAACAUAUGAAUUUCGCACUGCAUCGGAGUUUUGAUAUUCUUUUUUUGUUUGUUAUAAAGUAAAAUCAAAUCAAUCUUGAUUGGGUUCUGCCACAA
Musa acuminata subsp. malaccensis (wild Malaysian banana) is the source of this 1375-nucleotide messenger RNA. Its product is annotated as probable lactoylglutathione lyase, chloroplastic. Gene Ontology annotation, cellular component: cytoplasm. Lineage: Eukaryota; Viridiplantae; Streptophyta; Magnoliopsida; Zingiberales; Musaceae. Gene Ontology annotation, molecular function: lactoylglutathione lyase activity; metal ion binding. The record is from RefSeq and is a predicted model, not a curated record.